AGAGACAAGCUGGCCAGUCAUAACAGAAGAAAGAAACAACUACUCACAUCACACGACUUUACCAGCCAAGAACGACGAAGAAUCAACCUGCCCUCUGUGGACAUCUGAUUGUGUGAUUAUUGAUUGAAAGGUGUUGAACAAGAAACUGAGGAGAAGAAGGGGCUCAUUCCAACAACUCACAGUCACUGGACAUUUCACUGAUUGAAUAAACUCUGUGAAGACUUGACUUUCCUCUACUGAGUGCUCAGCAGCAUUGUAGUAAGAAACACUGGACUGAAAUUAUUCGAAGGAACAUUUUUCUUACAUUGAAAGCACAUUCAAGUGUCUUGCAGCCGCCAUGGCAUCAACAGGUCUUCAGCUGCUGGGCUUGGUGUUGGCAGUACUGGGCUGGGUCUGCGGGGCAUUGGUGUGUGCGGCUCCUCUGUGGCGCGUGUCAGCCUUCGUGGGUGGAGAGCUGGUGAUUGCACAGGUGGUGUGGGAGGGACUGUGGAUGAACUGCCUGUCUCAAUCCACAGGCCAGAUCCAGUGCAAGACCUAUGACUCCACCCUGGCCCUGCCUGUGACUGCCCAAGCCGCCCGGGGCCUCACUGUUCUCUCCCUGCUCCUCUGCCUCCUGGCCCUCAUGCUCGGGGUGGCAGGGGCAAAGUGCACUCACUGCAUGGGCGAAGGUAACCAGGCCUCCAAAGUUCGGCUGGGUAAGAUAGCAGGGGUGCUCUUCCUGGUGGCUGGCUUGGCGUUCUUGAUACCAAUCUGUUGGACCGCCCAUGCAACCAUCCGGGACUUCUACGAUCCAAAUAUCGCAGCGCCUUUUAAGAGAGAGCUGGGCCCGGCACUGUACCUGGGCUGGGGUGCCGGCCUGCUACUCCUGGUGGGGGGCUCUCUGCUGCAUUUGGGAUCCUCUCAGCAAAGCAGAGGAAGACUGCCUGCUUUUGCUGGACUUCUGAAGGACAACCCAGGUACAAGUGCAGCAGGGGAGGGGAAGCCACAGGAAAAAUCUUUUGUAUGAGAUGGUUUUAUUGGACAAGUGAGAUACCUUGUCACAUGAGAUUCAAGAAAUGACAAGGUCACCGUCUAUUGGAGGGUAUUCACCCUGUAUAGGCUUUUAUAUCUUAUUAAGCAGUUAAAAUGUGAAUGUUAUUAGUCAUUUAUUCACUCAUUUACAUGGAACAAAACAAAGGGUUUCUAGUAUAAUUUACAUUAUUCAACAACUUUCUCUGAGGGUAGGAGUUGACAUGCAUUGUGGGAGUAUUUAAAUGUUUAGAGCUUUACUAAUGUGUGUGACUCACAUUUCUUAAAUUCCACUCUGCCUCUGUGUGUGUGUGUGUGUGUGUGUGUGUGUGUGUGUGUGUGUGUGUGUGUGUGUGUGUUGUGUAUGUGUGGGUGGUCCGUGUACAGAAGGCCAGUGUACACUGUAUAUCUGCAUAUGUUGGUGUGUUUACUGAACAUACUGUAUGUGUAGGCAAUGAUAGUUAUUUACUUUUUAUGAUUGUUUCUGAGCAUUUGGCAUUUCUGAGACAAAUUUACUUGUCUUGUUUUUAUUUUGUAUUUAAAUGUAUUUUAUUGUUUAAGUUUAUAUUCAUUUUAACUGGGUUUUGUAUAAGUAUUUUCACAGUACUCUGUUUUUGAUAUCAGUUACAACACAGCAAUUUUCCUGUAUACGUUUAAAAGUUUUUAUCAAAACUUGAAAUUAGAAAUAAUUAUCAAGUGUUUGUAAAAGUAUACAGCAUUAGUAGUUUUGUUAACUUAGUUAACUUAAAAAUGUGUUUCUGAUGUUUAAUAUCUGGACUUGAUGUAGUUUACACAUUUUCACCAUUAUAGCCAUGUCUUACAUAUAUUUCAGAGAUGUUGCAGGUCUUAUAAUGUGUAAAGCUUCUACCAGUUGACAUAAUGAUUAUUAUGUACAUGUACUGUGACAUUGCAUUUUCCAGCCUAAUUCUUUGUAUUGACUUUAAAACUACUUAUGUACAAUAAAUAUAAAUGUUUGCUUUUC
Eleginops maclovinus (Patagonian blennie) is the source of this 1990-nucleotide messenger RNA. Its product is annotated as claudin-9-like. The record is from RefSeq and is a predicted model, not a curated record. Gene Ontology annotation, cellular component: plasma membrane; bicellular tight junction. Gene Ontology annotation, biological process: bicellular tight junction assembly; cell adhesion. The transcript is spliced from 2 exons. NCBI's taxonomy places the organism in Eukaryota, Metazoa, Chordata, Actinopteri, Perciformes, Eleginopidae. The coding region runs from base 338 to 1006 and encodes 222 amino acids. Gene Ontology annotation, molecular function: structural molecule activity.